AUGGUUGACUGGAAGGCAUGGUGGUCGCCCGCCCCCUCGCUCGACAUCCCGGGCCUCGAGACGGUCGACCUCGCCGACAAGGCCAUGGAGCGCCGCAUCGUCCGCAAGCAGGACCUUCACAUCCUGCCCUGGGUCUGCGUCUCCUACCUUCUGAACUACCUUGAUCGAGUCAACCUCGGAAACGCUCGCACAUUGAACAACGACACGCCCGAAGACAACAUUGUCACGCAGCUCAACCUCACCGGCCAGCGCUACAAUGUCGCUGUCGCCCUCUUUUUCGUGCCUUACGUCCUCAUGGAGUUCCCCUCCAACAUCCUCCUCAAGUACUUCUCGCCCUCGCGCUGGAUCUCCCGCAUCAUGGUCUCCUGGGGCAUCAUCACCAUCUGCACCGCUGCCGUCUCCACCUACGGCGGCCUCAUCACCGUCCGCAUCUUUCUGGGUCUCGCCGAGGCUGGUUUCUUCCCCGGUAUCAUGAUGUACCUCUGCUUCUGGUACAAGCCCGACGAGCGCGCCACGCGCAUGGCCAUCUUCGCGUCCUCCGUUGCCGUCGCCGGUGCCUUUGGCGGCCUUCUCGCCACGGCCAUCUCCUUCCUCAACAACAAGGGCGGUCUCAACGGCUGGCAGUGGCUCUUCAUCCUCGAGGGCAUCCCCUCCGUCAUUGUCGGCGUCCUCAUCUGGUUCUACCUGCCCGACUACCCCCAGACCGCCGCCUGGCUCACUCCCGAGGAGCGCGCCUUCGCCGUCAAGCGCCUCGGCCCCUACGCCCCAUCCAUGACCGACAAGCACUGGGACAGCACUGUCGCCAAGGAGACCCUCUCGAACCCCAUGUUCUGGCUGUUUGCCUGCCAGUACUUCCUCAUGGCCAACUCUCUCAACGCCUUUGGCUACUUUGCGCCCACCAUUGUCGCCUCGCUCGGCUUCUCGGGCCACAACGCCCAGCUGCUCACCGUCCCGCCCAACGUCGUCGCCAUGAUUGUCAUCAUCAGCAACUGUCUGCACUCUGAUCGGACAAGGGAGCGCUCGCGCCACGUCAUUGGCGCUCUCGUCUUCGUCGGCACCGGCUACCUAUUGCUCGCUGUCGUCCGUCACUGGGGUGUGCGCUACUUUGCCGUCUGCAUCAUUGCUUGCACCAACGCUGCUGUCCUGCCCUUUGUCGCUCACCGCACGGCCACCGUGUCCGGCUCGACUGCCACGGCCCUCGCCACGGGUGGCAUGAUCGCCAUCUCCAACUGUGGCGGUAUCUCGGCCCCCUUCCUGUUCCCCAAAGUCGACGGCCCCAUGUACUCCAUGGGCAACUGGACAAUUUUUGCCUUCCUCAUUGUCGCCGCCUGCAUGACCUGCUUCACCUGGUACAUGUACGGUAGCCAUGCCGGGUACCGCACAGGUGCGCGUGAUGAGAAUGGCAACCUUGAGGUUCUUGAUGCCACCUCGGGUGACCCUGAUGAGAUCAUGAACAAGGCCAUGGGUCUCGAGAAGAAGAAGGACCUGCAACAGGAUGUGUAA
Verticillium nonalfalfae is the source of this 1503-nucleotide messenger RNA. RefSeq lists its product as uncharacterized. The coding region runs from base 1 to 1503 and encodes 500 amino acids. Lineage: Eukaryota; Fungi; Ascomycota; Sordariomycetes; Glomerellales; Plectosphaerellaceae. The record is from RefSeq and is a predicted model, not a curated record. Gene Ontology annotation, biological process: transmembrane transport. Gene Ontology annotation, molecular function: transmembrane transporter activity. Gene Ontology annotation, cellular component: membrane. The transcript has 3 exons.